GCAAGCAAAACAGCUAUCUAUAUAAGAGGGCCCCAGGGGGAGACAGAGCAGCAGCCAGCAAGCCAUCCAGUCAGUCCCCAUCCUGCCUAUCAAUUCGACUCGUCAACUGGCCAAUUCGUUAGUUGACUGACUAACUAGCUGACCAGCAAAGCCCUCUCUAGCCCCUUCGCGUUUCACAGAUCGAACCCCUUUAUUUACCCUCACGAACACACCUAGCUACCAUGUCCUACAACGACCAGCAGCAACGCGGUGAAGCCGCAGGCUACUACAACGGGAGCGAUCUCCAGUUGGACCAGCAUCGGGCCAUCAGACAGGCCAGAUACGAGAAGCAUGGACGUGAAGACAAGGAAGACGACGAUGACUCCCUCUUCAGCAAGGCCAUGAGCUUCCUGAAUGAUAAGAAGGACAAGGUGGGCCGCGAGGACAUCGACGAGCAGAAGGUGGUGCAAUCCCACCAGAUGCUUUACGGAGACAAGGACGAUCGAGAUGAGAAGCACGGUGCUGAGUCUUUGGGUUCCGGAGCGGCCAUGCAGGCUCUUAAGAUGUUCAUGAACAGCAGCGGAAACCAGAACCAGAGCCAGGGCGGUGGUGACCAAAACAAACUUGUUGGUAUGGCAAUGGCUCAAGCUGGCCAGAUGUGGGAGCAGAAGAACCAGCAGGGCCGUGUGAACACUGAUAAGCAGACUGCUGUCAACAUGGCUGCUGAGUAUGCCCUUAAGAUGUACAUCAAGGGCCAGAUGGGUGGUGGAAGCACUGGAGCGGGCGGACUAGGCGGCCUCGGUGGCCUCGCUCUUAUCUCUAGUGCUUUGGGAGGAGGUAAAGGUGGUCAACAGCAGCAGGGUGGACUGGCUGCCCUUGCCGGUGCUUUGACCGGUGGAGGCCAGCAGCAGCAGCAGCAGCAACAGCCAAGCGGAUUAGCUGCUAUUGCCGGUGCUUUGGGAGGCGGUGGUGGCCAGCAGCAGCAACAGCAGCAGCAACAGCAGAACCAGCAGCAGGGCGGCGGAGCUUCUGACUUAUUGAACAUGGCUUCGAAAUUCCUGAAGUAGAGUAGAUAAGGGGCUCAAUUGCGCCUAUUCUAGAUGAUGUGGCUGUUUCGGGGCUAUGUCGUUCGUUCUGAUAUAGUAUAUAGCUAUUCUUGAUCUUCGCCAAUGAAUCAUGAUGUCUAUGUGACACUUUGCUUAU
Trichophyton rubrum CBS 118892 is the source of this 1182-nucleotide messenger RNA. RefSeq lists its product as uncharacterized. Lineage: Eukaryota; Fungi; Ascomycota; Eurotiomycetes; Onygenales; Arthrodermataceae. The transcript is spliced from 2 exons. Bases 222 to 1046 code for a protein of 274 amino acids. The record is from RefSeq and is a predicted model, not a curated record.